This is a messenger RNA of Durusdinium trenchii, 1585 nucleotides long. The record is from the annotation of a GenBank genome assembly. Lineage: Eukaryota; Dinophyceae; Suessiales; Symbiodiniaceae.
CCUCACGGCAUGCGCGACAUCGCUUCCGCUGCAGACCUCCCGUUCGGAUCUCCGCUUCCACCGUCCCAUGGCGAUGUCAUGUGGUUGGGAGAGGACGCUGCGACUCAGCAGCAAACACCUCCGGCACCCGAGGCGGUCGCGCCAAAGGCUGAGGCCGUCGCCGCCUGUGGUCGCAGCCUGGCAGGGGCCAAUGCAUGGCAAUGCCAGGCCUCUUGCAGACGCAAGUGCGCCGUCCGCCGCGCCCCCGCGGCCAGCGGCCGCCGGGAGGACCUGCCAUCCGUGGCGCAACUGGAGCAGAGCGUCAACCUGGCGUGUACCUGCCUCCGCGACGGCGCGAGGGCCAGGGCCUGGGAGAUCUCGCAGGAGGCACUGCAGAAGUUGCUGCGCCGGCGCUCGCGAGGCCGGCACCUCCACCACUCCUUGGAGUACGCCUUACGCGUCAACCUCUCGUGUGCCACGGAGGAGGUGGCUGAACGGGAGCUGCACCUCCGAGAGGCGAUCGGUCUGGAACCUCUGCGCGUGGAGGCUCGCUUCCACUUGGCAGCCCUGCUGGCAGAGGAGAAGAAGUUGGCGGAAGCUCUACAGCUCUUGCGACAGGCCUUGGAGAUUGCUCCGGAAGAAGUCAAUUGCUUGGCACUCACUUGCCGGUGCUUGGAAGGACUCCACCGCCAUGCGGAAGCCCUCACGGUGGCCACACAGCUCUGCCGCGUCGACCCGGCCUCCACGUUCCUGGCGCUGCGGGAAGUCUUCCGAUCUCAGCCCGACGACGCCAUCUCCAACCAGGCCAUCCAAGGCCAUCUCCAAGGUCUUUGUGGUGACCUUCCCACGCUGUGGCACCACUUGGAUGGUUCAGAUUGCCGUUUGCUGUCUCUUCGGUGCAGCAGCCAACUACGAAGACCACGCGCUCUUCUUGGAGGGAAGUAUUGCUUCCUCCGCCGCCUAUGUGCAGCACAUGGAAGCCUGGAGCGACAAGCCGAGGCCGAGGCUCUUCAAGAGCCAUGUGCCUGCGGAGAUGCAUCCGGGCCUGGCGCAUGGAGAGGAAGAGAUUCUCCAGGAACAUGGGAAGGUGAUCUACGUGGUGCGGAACCCCAAGGAUGCGCUGAUUUCCCUGCGGCAUCAUCAUGCCAAUAACCCAGCGAUCGGCUGGACGGGCAGUUGGGACGAAUGGGUGAGGCAAUGGAUUGCUGGCGACAGGUCGCAGGAGUAUGGCGGCUCUUAUUUCGAGCAUGUGAAGGGCUGGUGGACGUUGGCGCAGCGCCAUCCCCAACGGAUCCGCAUUUUCUACUUCGAGGAGAUGAAAGCGAACCUGCGGCAGAGCGUCGCGGAGGUCGCCGAGUUUCUGCAGACAUCGCUCGGCUCAACGCAAGUGGACGAGGUUUGCAAGGCCUGCCGCUUCGAGUCCAUGCGGGGCAGGCAUCAGGUCUCAGAGGACAUCCGAAGCCGUGUGAAUCCGGAGCACUUCCGCGCGGGCCGCGUGGGCUCUUGGCGUGAAGAGCUGACCGCCGCACAAGCAGCCCUGGUGGACGAGAGGCUUCGUACUGCCCUGGGUCGCGAGAUGCGCCAAGGUCUUCGGAUCGCCGAGUGA